AUGUCAACUAGCAAAUCAUCGGCUCUGGGAGACACGCCAAAGGCCGGCGAAGCCGUACUGAAGCUGAAUGAUGGAAACAGUAUGCCAAUGCUGGGAUAUGGUUUAGGAACGGUGUUACACAAGAGAUCCCGGGAUGAGAAGAAUGAAGCAAUUGUCACAACGACAAAACUCGCGAUUGAACAUGGGUUUCGCCAUCUCGAUUGCGCCGAACUGUAUAAUAAUGAGAAAGAACUCGGCGAUGCCGUGAGAGCUUCUCCGAUCCCUCGAUCAGACCUUUUCAUAGUUACAAAACUAUGCGGGACUGAGAAAAGAGACGUCAAGGCUGAGUUCGAAAGCUCUCUUAGUAGGCUAGGCCUUGACUACGUGGACCUUUACCUGGUACACGCGCCUUACAUGGCCGACGAUGCAAAGGAUCUACAGCACGUUUGGUCUCAAAUGGAAGAGAUCAAAAUAUCCGGGAGGGCUAAGUCAAUCGGUGUGUCGAACUUUCUGCAAGAGCACAUCGAGAUCAUCUUAGAGACGGCAAAAGUUCCUCCUGCUGUCAACUCCAUCGAGUAUCAUCCUUACCUUCAACGUGGUUCACUCAUCAACUUCCUAAAGACCCAAAAUAUUACAGUCUCAGCAUACUCUACCCUUACGGCGCUGACCGAAAAAGUUCCAGGACCAGUUAACAAGCUCUACACCCAAUUGGCCCGCAAAUACGAGGUGUCAGAGACAGAUAUAGCUUUAAGAUGGUGUAUGGAUCAGAACAUAGCAGCUAUCACUACCACUCGUAAAGGGGACAGGUUGAAAGCUUUGUGCAAGAAUGUGCCCACAUUCAAACUUACUAAAGGAGAGAUCGACAGCAUCUCGCUUGCGGGUCAGUCAAAGCACUAUAGGAAAUUUCUUACAGAUCGGUUUUCGACCGAGGAUCGGCGAUAG
Molecule: messenger RNA, 921 nt
Organism: Fusarium fujikuroi IMI 58289
Lineage: Eukaryota; Fungi; Ascomycota; Sordariomycetes; Hypocreales; Nectriaceae
Product: related to aldo-keto reductase YPR1
Exons: 3
Coding region: 1-921 (306 amino acids)
Cellular component (GO): cytosol
Molecular function (GO): oxidoreductase activity, acting on NAD(P)H as acceptor; aldose reductase (NADPH) activity
Source: RefSeq, a predicted model, not a curated record